AUGACAGAAAGUCAUUACAAAGAAUUACAAGAAACGCUUGAAAAUGAACGUGAAAUGUUAAUACAGGCAAAUCCUCAUUUUAGCACAAGAACCAAUGCAAUAAAUAAUCUUGUUAUGGACCCAAAUAUUUAUACAAUGCUAUCUAGUUGGUAUGCUACUGCUACAAAAAGUUUGCCCACAUUCACAAGUAAUCAAAAUGUUGAAAAUGAAAGUAAAGGUGU
Cetraspora pellucida is the source of this 221-nucleotide messenger RNA. Lineage: Eukaryota; Fungi; Glomeromycota; Glomeromycetes; Diversisporales; Gigasporaceae. The record is from the annotation of a GenBank genome assembly.